Paramormyrops kingsleyae is the source of this 3810-nucleotide messenger RNA. It is a transcript of the gene maneal, whose product is annotated as mannosidase endo-alpha like. Lineage: Eukaryota; Metazoa; Chordata; Actinopteri; Osteoglossiformes; Mormyridae. Gene Ontology annotation, molecular function: alpha-mannosidase activity. The record is from RefSeq and is a predicted model, not a curated record.
GCAAGAGCGGGGAGAGAGCAGGCUGCUUGGAGCGGCUCGGGCAAGGGGGCGAUCCGCUGAUGCUUCUCCGCUUUUGACAAUUCAACAAAUGGGAGCCCCCAUCCAUCCGCUGUGCAGAGUGAUGGGAUUGACUACCAGAAAGAACGACUCGGGAGGAUUUGCAGGGGCAGUUUUUCCUCUAAGCGAUUGAAUCUGUUUUUCGCCCACGACUGUAAAUGGUGGGCGCCGCUGCCGAUGCUGGAACCGCUUUUUAAACUGGGGGAUCGUCAAGCGGAAAUCCAGCAUUAGCUGACAAAGACACGUUUUCGGAGGCAGUUUUAGACCGUUCGGCGACAAGCGGAAUCGGUGUUCGGUCGGUAAAGUGUUUCGUCCGUUGCGCAUCCAUUAACUGUAGCAAGUUUGCGAGAGACUGGGCAUAUUCGUUAUGUCUCUACUGGUGGCUGGUCCCGACAAAAAUAAAUACGAUCAAAUACCUUUACAGUAUUUACAGUAAAUGAAGUAAAAAUAAUAUUAUACAGCGCAACUUAAUUAUCUUAAGUGAGAGCAUCCGUAUGGUCAUCAGGUUUUGGUGGAAUCUUCAUAGGGUCUUGAUUGAUAUAUUCCUUAUAAAUAGUGCUUUAAUUAAAUAAAACUUCUUAUCUUCACUCACACAUAUUGUGGGUCGUGUCUUGCUAAUUAGCGUGUUUAUACAGUAUAACAUUAUUGCAGUUGGAAAAGAAGUAUGCGUUACUUUCCGCAAACAUGUAACAAUUUUGUUUGAAAUAAGUUUCGCAUCAAGAGAAUUCCGUUACAUAAAAUGGCGCAGAAAUGGUGUUUAUAGGCACCGAUCGCGUAUGUUAUGGAGCUUCAAAUGGAUGUAUUUUGGUGGAGGUGGGAGAAUAACUCGUAUGCGUGAAGUGUGGUGCAGAAUCGCCUAACAGCAGCCCCUCUCUUCGGAUCAGCAGGUCGGCAUAGAAAGAGUUUCGCGUGUAGCUCGGGCGGAUGAACAACUCGGCUUUACUUUUUCCUAGUAGUGUAAUUCAGUAAUGGCCAGGUUCCGUAAGAAAGCCUGCGUGGCUCUUUUUCUGUUUACGCUGUUCAUUUUCGGCACUAUGAUGGGUCUGAGAACACUGAAGCCCAGCGACGGCUUCUCUGACCUGGCACCAGGGCUGGAUCUCAUGCCGAUGGUCGGCGAUAGGAUGGAGCGGCGCUCGGCGUCCAAGGACGUGGUGGUCUCGCCGGGUCAGGUCGGAGCUGCAAGCAAUACUAAAGUCGUCCUCCGCAAUGCCGACCAGGAGAGAAACAUAUUCUACGACGUUCACAUAUUUUACUACGUGUGGUAUGGAAACCCUCAGAUCGAUGGGAAAUACAUCCACUGGGACCACGUUCUCGUGCCACACUGGGACCCUAAGAUUGCGGCCAGUUAUCCGAAAGGACGCCACACGCCUCCGGAGGACAUCGGCUCCAGUUUCUACCCAGAGCUGGGACCUUACAGCUCGAGGGACCCGGCCGUGCUGGAGUCGCACAUGAAGCAGCUAGGAGCUGCGGCAGCAGGGGUUCUGGUGCUGUCCUGGUACCCGCCGGGGCUAGCAGACGACAACGGGGAACCGAUGGAGGACCUGGUACCUGCUAUCAUGGAUGCGGCUCACAGACACAGCAUUAAGGUGGCCUUCCACAUCCAGCCUUACAAAGGACGGACGGACCACACCGUCCACGAGAACGUCAAGUACAUCAUCGACAAGUAUGGGAAUCAUGGGGCCUUCUACCGAUUCAAGACCAGCACAGGCAAGAUCCUGCCCAUGUUCUACAUCUACGACUCGUACCUGACGACACCAGAGUCCUGGGCCAACUUGCUGACUCCCUCGGGCUCACACAGCCUGAGGGGCGGGGCCUACGAUGGGGUCUAUAUUGGGCUUUUGGUGGAGGAGCGCCACAAGCAUGACAUUCUGGCCAGUGGCUUCGAUGGCAUGUACACCUAUUUUGCCUCCAAUGGCUUCUCCUUCGGCUCGUCUCACCAGAACUGGAAGGCAGCAAAGGCCUUCUGUGACAGCAACAACCUGCUAUUUGUGCCCAGCGCCGGGCCGGGCUACAUCGACACUAGUGUGCGGCCAUGGAACAACCACAACACCCGCAACCGAGUCAACGGGCGCUACUACGAGACGGCCCUGCAGGCUGCGCUUUCUGUGCGGCCUGAGAUUGUCACCAUCACCUCCUUCAACGAGUGGCACGAGGGCACACAGAUCGAGCGGGCUGUACCCAAAAAGACGGUCUCUCGCCACUACCUGGACUACCAGCCACACAGACCCGACCUUUACCUAGAGGUCACCCGCAAAUGGGCCGAGGAGUUCAACAAAGAGAAGGAGCAGUGGCUCAUGUGAGGGUUGUCCGGCUGAUGCACACAUCACCAGGGCCUGGGUGUUCCUUCCAAACAUGCUGAUGUUCAGACUUCAGAUCUCAAGUCCUCCUUGAUAGACGUCGAUUCACAUGACUUGUUGGGAGGUCGUUGGCGACUUCCAGGAAACUCCCAUUCCUCCUUGGAAACUUCCUAUUUGCACCAGAUUAUUCAGACAUCCUCCAUCUCUAAAACAUGCCAAAUCUGGGACUUAGCAGCUCCUGCUUGCCCAGUCUUUCCAUAAUGAGUCAGAAGGUUCCAGACCAGAGACAAAUCUUGCUCUUGUUCUGAUCUUUUGGACCACACCUUGCACCCUGUGCUCUGCCAGAACCUUCCCUGGUUCCCUCCCUCCAGCUUCUGAAACAGUAACUAUACGCAGAGAAACCGCUCUGAAUGGGGGUGGGGAACCACGUGACUAACAAUACUCCAUUCUGCCACCCUGCCUCUCCUUCAAUCCCAAAGAGUGAAACUGCAGAACAACAUACCCCCCUCAGUCACAGCGGCCCCCAGCAUCAAAUAAAAUCUCUCUCCCGAUACUUAUUGAGACAUUUCACCACUCUCCACCAUGUCAGCCAUGCUGCUCUGGGAGCAACAGCUGGAAUGAGGAUACUUACAUCUGCCAAGACGGAAACGCAUACGGCUGUGACCUCUGAUAAGUAUCUGUUUAACCCUCCGAUGUGAUCUCUAUCACUGACACUAGAAGUAAUUAAUUUGAUUGCAAAGCAAUCCCUGGAAUCAGUCUGCACAGCCUGAAAUGGGCAAGGUUCCUUUAUAUGCUCCUGCAGGUAACAAACCACUUUCAGAAUGCCUGGUCACACAGUCAGUCUUCUUCAGAGCAAUGAACUUCUAUUUUUUUCCCCCCCUUCCAGGCAGAGACCUUAAUUUUCACCUUCAGGUUAAUUGUCAAGCAGAUGCUUUUGUCAAAAAGUCAAGUACAAGUGAGCAAAGUCUUGGGUCAGUAACCAGGGUCAGCCAACAUCCCUGGGCAGUUGGGGUUAAGGGUCUUGCUCAAGGGCCCAGCGGUGAUCUGAUGACUCUGCUGGCCAUGACCUUUCAAACAUGGACAUGGAUUCUGGACCUGCUGAGCUGUACCCCAGCCAUUUGAGAAUGACAGCCAGAGAAACAGGAAGCACCUUCUAACUCAGCCAGUCCCUGUCAGUCUCUGCUGAAUAGAUGGACCAGAAAAAAAAGCAACAACAAACUCAAUCACAUUUAAUUCGGAUUUUUUAGGUUUGAGUUAAAAAUGACCCAGAUCUUCAAGGGUGGGAGAAUAAUGCAGAGGAUAGCUUUGGGGUGUUUAGGGAAGGUGUUCGGAACAUGCUGAACACACUGUCUUUGCUUGUCAACGGGUGGAUGGAGAGGAUCGUUUUUCUGCUGUGUCACCUUUUCCAGAGGGGCAGGAAGCCCCAGCAGGAGUAAUAGAAGCUUUUGUCUACAGU